Molecule: messenger RNA, 4623 nt
Organism: Physella acuta
Lineage: Eukaryota; Metazoa; Mollusca; Gastropoda; Physidae
Product: protein patched homolog 1-like
Biological process (GO): negative regulation of smoothened signaling pathway
Cellular component (GO): plasma membrane
Molecular function (GO): hedgehog receptor activity; hedgehog family protein binding; smoothened binding
Source: RefSeq, a predicted model, not a curated record
AUGGCCAGAGUUUGAGAGGGGAACCUGUGUUGUGGUGUACUUUCUUGAAUGAUUUCUAAUGAAAUUUUCGUGUGUUCUGGAUUUUCUAACUCGUCAUGUAGUGUACGCAAACACAAUGGAAUUACUGCCCUCCACACGUGCUCGUUUGAAAUACCCCAGACCUGGAUAGCGAGAGCGAAGUAUCCGGCUCCAUCUUCUAACUUGUGUGUGGCGGUUUGUUGUUUUUUUUUUUCUUCAUGUGCUCGCCUAUGGUGAAUGAAUGUGAUUGUGAGAAUACUUCAGCCCUGAUGAAAAUCGGGGGGCCCUGAGGCUAGAAGUAUGUCCCACCGCUCUAGAAGGACUGACCCUUCCAAGACCGACCCCGAACUACUGACCAGAACGAGUUGGAUUAACGCCGAGUUAGCCUAUCGACAGGUUAAAAGGGGUCGUGCGGAUGGGAACACAUGUGCUCUCUGGCUGAGACUACACAUACAAAAAUAUCUGUACAGUAUCGGCUGCAUAUUGCAGCUCCACUGCGGGAAAGUGACGUUCUUGGGAUUAUUAUUGUUGUCUCUGUGCUGUGUUGGAUUAAAAACUGGACACCUCGAGACCAACGUGGACGAGCUCUGGGUCGAGGAGGGGGGUCGGCUGGAGAAAGAGUUGUCCUACGUUAAAGAUACCAUCGGAGUGGGCAGCGGCACCAGCUUUGAGCUCAUCAUCCAGACGCCGAAGAAAGGGAUCAGUCUGCUCAAUAUCGAUUCCGUCAUGCUUCAUUAUCAGGCCGUGUUGGCGGCCACCAAAAUCAAAGUCGACAUUGAUGGAAUAACCUGGGGAUUCCGUGAAAUUUGUUAUGCUGUAGAUUUUCCCACGUCGGAGUCAUUCCUGGAACAUAUGCUGAAUGACAUAUUACCUUGUGUAAUCAUUACACCCAUCGACUGCUUCUGGGAAGGUUCCAGACUGUUAGGACCAGACGUCCCCGUCAUGACUGGUGGAAUAGCCGAUAUGCCCACGUACAUCACGUGGGAGAACCUGGACCCACAAGGCAUCUUGAAGAAACUGGAGCGCAUGCAGAACCGCAUCCCAGUCAACGCUAUGAAGGAUGUCUUCCAAAGAGCUGGCAUCACCACGGCUUAUCAAGAGAAACCCUGCCUAAAUCCAAAAGACCCCGACUGUCCCAAAACUGCUGUCAACUACAACUCCACCGUUCCAGAUCUAGGUACCGAGUUCACCAAGGGAUGUACCGGUUUUGCCACUAAGUACAUGCAGUGGGAGCAUGACCUCAUUUUUGGGGGUGUCAAGCGGAACAAGACUGGUCACAUAGUCAGAGUUGAGGCCCUGCAGUCCAUUGUCCAACUGAUGGCCGAGAAGGACCUCUACAAGUACUACGAGGAUCACAUCAAGGUCUCUGGCAUAGACUGGACCCAGACCAAGGCCAAGGCUGUGUUGGAAGCUUUCCAGAGGAAGUUCUCCCAGGUUGUCAACAACUACGGCAAUGACUCCAACAAAGACAACCUGUACGGCUUCUCAUACACCUCUCUGAUGGACAUGAUGAAAGAUUUCUCCAGCAUCAGCGUGACAAGAGUUGUCCUAGGCUAUGUCCUAAUGUUUGUGUACGCCUGUGUCUCACUGCUGCGCUGGAACGAUGCUGUCAACUCCCAGAGUGGCAUUGGCAUGGCUGGUGUCAUUCUCGUGUCACUGUCAGUGGCAGCUGGCUUGGGGUUUUGUUCUGUCAUUGGCAUCAACUUUAACGCAUCCACCACUCAGAUCAUUCCAUUUCUGGCACUGGGUCUUGGCGUAGACGAUAUGUUCCUGAUAGCCCACACCUUCUUUGAGAACGGGGACCAUGUACCUUAUCAUGAGCUGACAGGCGAGGUCCUAAAGAGGGCAGGGGUGACCGUGUUGCUGACAUCCAUUAGUAACAUGAUGGCUUUUUUUACGGCGGCCAUCAUCCCUAUACCAGCUCUAAGGGCGUUCACUCUGCAGGCAGCCAUUUUAGUUUUAUUUAACCUGGGGUCAGUAUUGCUUGUGUAUCCCGCCAUCAUCAGCCUGGACCUGGUUAGAAGAGAGGACAAGAGAAUCGAUGUCUUGUGCUGCUUUCAGAGCUCUGCUGGGUCGAAUGAUGUGAUAGAACUACAACCCCACCUGCACGCCACUUGUGAGGAGCAGGAACCUAGAAGUCUGCGCAGAGAGCUGACAGAUCUUCAGCGGGAGCCCAGUCCACCCCCACCCUACUCCGCUCAAUCUGGGACCCUGCCGCCAUGCUAUGACACCGUGACAAGAUCCACUAAUGAUGGAGCUGUGACGACAUUAGCCCCCACUGAUGGUGUCUUCACCAGAAGGCAGGACUCGUCUCUUGGCUCCAACUGCCCAUCCACGACAUCUUCCAGGCAGUGCCUGACGCCAGAGAACUCUACCACCUGCAAGGACAGGUGUGUGAAGGCACAGCGUGAAUGCCUGACCUGGACAUUGACGUGUCUGGCUUCCAAGGUCUACGCACCUUUUCUACAGCGGACAUUUGUCAAGGUGACAGUGGUAGCAUCGUUUUUAGUGUUUCUCAUUCUUGGGGCGUGGGGCACGGCCCAGGUGAAGGAUGGCCUUGACCUCACUGAUCUAGUCCCCAGGGAGACGUCGGAAUUUCAGUUUCUGGAGGCCCAGUCCAAAUAUUUUGGGUUUUACAGUAUUAAUGCAGUUACUAAGAACAACUUUGAUUACGCCAACAACCAACCUUUGUUACACAAAUACCACGAGGCCUUUCAAAAAGUCAAAAAAAUCAUCAAGAGAGAGGACGGUUCUUUGCCCCCCUUUUGGCUUGAUCUGUUCAAACAGUGGUUGGCAGAACUACAAAGAGCUUUUGAUCUGGAUUUAAGUAAGAACCUCAUCUCCACCAAUGGCUGGAAGGAGGGUGCCACAGAGGAGGCCAUCUUGGCCUAUAAACUUUUAAUGCAGACUGGUGAUGGAGACAACCCCACCAACAGAGAUCAGGUGACGAAGAUUCGACUGAUUGAUGACAAUGGUGUCAUCAACCCUCCAGCAUUUUAUAAUUAUUUAACAGCCUGGGUCACCAAUGACGCCAUGGCCUACGCCUCCUCAAUGGCAAAUUUCCACCCGAUGCCAAAGGACUGGUUUCAUGAUCCAAAUGAUCAUAAUUUUGACAUCCCAAAAUCACAGCAUUUGGUCUACACACAAAUACCAUUUUACCUCACGAACCUGUCAUCAACAGAAGAAGUUAUAGAAGUUAUAACAGAAAUUCGAGGAAUCUGUGAUGAGUUCUCUGGGAAGGGCCUCCCAAAUUUUCCACUAGGCGUCCCUUUCACGUUUUACGAGCAGUACAUCAAUCUGCGCUUCUACCUCAUGUUAUCCAUAAUUUGUGUGUUGGUUGUUACUUUUCUAGUACUCACUGUGGUGCUAAUGAACCCGUGGAUUGCUUUCAUUGUAGUAUUUGUGUUAAGUAUGAUGAUCGUGGAGUUGUUUGGUUUUAUGGGUUUGAUCGGCAUCAAGCUCAGUGCCGUGCCUGCUGUGAUUCUUAUUGUGUCUGUUGGGAUAGGCGUGGAGUUUACACUUCAUCUCUCUGUGGGUUUUAUCACAGCCAUUGGGUCCAGAGACAAGAGGAUGUCAAUGGCUCUGGAGCACACCUUUGCUCCUGUUGUGCACGGAGCAAUUUCUACUUUUCUGGGCAUUCUCAUGUUGGUGGGCACUGAGUUUGACUUUAUUGUCAAAUAUUUUUUCAACGUUUUGGGCGCCUUAGUUGUGAUUGGUCUUUUUAAUGGGCUGAUGUUGUUGCCAGUGUUACUUAGUAUUUUUGGUCCAAAAGGCGAGGUAAUUCCAAAAGACAAUGCAGACUGCCUAGCAACACCCACCCCUGAGCCUUCACCAAAACUCAACCAGAGAGGCUCUUCCUCUGGUCGUUCACACCGGGGCUCAAGGAGGGUGUAUCCACGAGUAAACUCGGAUAUAUCUUUAUCCACCAUAUCAGAAGAGCCCACCCAAUACUCUUCUCAUGAGAUAAUUGUCCAGCCAGAGGUGGUUGUUGAGACAACGACACUACCUGGCACGUGUCACGACAGUUCCCACCACAUGCAGCAGCACCCACAGACCCACAGGUCAUCCAGCAAUAAUGGACACGGUGGAGUAGUUGCUUCUACCUCAUCUGUACAUAAUAACAGACACAAUUCAAGUCCGCCAGAUUCUCCGCCUCCCCCUCCCCCAGCUCAUAUUACUAGAGUUAAGGCUACUGCCACUGUAAAAGUUGAAGUCCAUACCCCAAUUCCAGGUUCUGUGAACCAAGAACACACAUACAAAAGCAAGAGACGGAAGAACAGAGAUGUCGUUGAUAGUUCCAGUAGUUGCAGCUCCGACUCAGAUGCUGGAUGGCGAAGAUGCAAUCAAGAAAAAGACAACAAUCUGGGUUGUGAGCGGCAUCAUUGCUAUAACCAAAAUAUCUGUAGCAAUCAGCUGCCCCCUCCCACCCCAACACCACAGCAGCAGCAGCAGAGGCGCAGCGGCAGAAGUGGUGCUUGGAACGGCAAUGUUACUGUGAUCAACUCUAGUGGUAGAAGUCGAAGGAGCAGGCAUAGAAGAGAGGAGGAAGAAGAUAUGGAAAGCUCAGACUUGGACAAUAGUAAUGUUUGAUUGCAUUCUGGGAAC